Messenger RNA from Lathyrus oleraceus (garden pea), 1863 nucleotides. Its product is annotated as serine/threonine-protein kinase PCRK1. NCBI's taxonomy places the organism in Eukaryota, Viridiplantae, Streptophyta, Magnoliopsida, Fabales, Fabaceae. Bases 248 to 1531 code for a protein of 427 amino acids. Gene Ontology annotation, molecular function: ATP binding; protein kinase activity. The transcript has 4 exons. The record is from RefSeq and is a predicted model, not a curated record. Gene Ontology annotation, biological process: protein phosphorylation.
AGUCCUGGACACUAAUACCCUUUCCACAUUCAAACUAAAUUAUAAUGUUGAAAAAUACACCAACACUUAUUCACUAUUUCUGUUGACCUUAACCUUAAUACAUGUCAUGUUUCCGUAUUUCACGGGUUUAAUCCUAAACCCAAAUCCAUUCCAAAAACACCCUUUCCAUUGCGUUUUCUUCUUCCUUUCAUUCUAGGAACUUUCAAUUAAGAUCACCGAACCGAUCUAUGCAGUUUGGUCUGCUAUUAUGAAGUGUUUUUCAUUCCAGUCUGGUAAUAAGAAAGAUGAACCCAAAGGCUUACAAUCGGUGUCGGGCCGGUCGGACAGUUCCGCCUAUGUUGAUGUUGAAGAUAGAAGAUGUGGUUCUGAAUUGAAUUCUCUUGAUGUUUCGGAUAGUGGCAGCGUGGAAUCGCUUAGGAGGAACGCGCCUUCUAAUUUGUCGCAAAGGCCGAGUGAUCUUAGAGUUUUUACUGUAUCUGAACUGAAAUCGGCCACAAAGAGUUUCAGUCGAUCGGUUAUGCUUGGGGAGGGCGGGUUCGGUUGUGUCUAUCAGGGUGUAAUCAGAAGUGUAGAUGACCCUUCUCGAAGAAUUGAGGUUGCUGUUAAACAACUUAGUAAAAGAGGAGUGCAGGGGCAUAGGGAAUGGGUGACGGAAGUGAAUGUUCUGGGCAUUGUUGAGCAUCAAAAUCUUGUGAAGCUAGUGGGAUACUGUGCCGAUGAUGACGAAAGAGGAAUCCAACGGCUUCUGAUAUAUGAAUACAUGCCAAACAAAAGCGUGGAACACCAUUUGUCUCACCGAGCGGAGACUCCUCUCCCAUGGAGUAGGAGAUUAAAAAUAGCACAAGACGCGGCUCGUGGAUUAACAUACCUGCAUGAAGAAAUGGAUUUUCAGAUAAUUUUCAGAGAUUUCAAAUCCUCAAAUAUCCUUUUGGAUGAUCAGUGGAAUGCAAAGCUAUCAGACUUUGGGUUAGCGAGACUGGGACCAUCGGAUGGACUAACUCAUGUCUCAACAGCGGUUGUAGGAACAAUGGGGUACGCAGCUCCUGAAUAUAUCCAAACUGGACGUCUCACAUCGAAGAAUGACGUAUGGAGCUAUGGUGUUUUCCUUUAUGAGCUCAUUACUGGCAGACGCCCUUUAGAUCGAAAUCGCCCCAAAGGUGAACAGAAGUUGUUGGAAUGGAUAAAGCCAUACCUAUCAAAUACAAAGAAAUUUCAACUGAUAUUGGAUCCAAGACUUGAUAAGAAACAAGUAAUCAAAUCAGCCCAAAGACUUGCUACGAUAGCUAACCGAUGCUUAGUUAAAAACCCGAAGAAUCGCCCGAAGAUGAGCGAGGUUUUGGGAAUGGUGAAUGAAAUAGUAGAAUCAUCGUCAUCCGACUCUAAUUCAAAACUACCCUUGAAGAAUGUUUCGAGAGUAGAGGUUUCUCAAGACAUUGAAAUGAACAACACGAAGAAGCGGAGCAUGGAUCAGAAGUCUAGAGAAAGUAAUUGGUUUUUUAAGAUAUGGAGACCAAAGCUUUUAAGAACAUGAAAAAGGCAAAAUGAUUAUUGAGCCUGAAGUGAAAUGAUUGUUAGUUUAGGUAUAGUUAUAAAUUGUUACUAUAUACAUGUAUCUUGUAAUUUUACCUGUUACAUAGAAAGUCCUUAGAAAUUUUGCAGAGUUUAGUAUCAAAUACACAAAAUGCAUGGAUGAUUCUUGCAUAGAAAUUCAAGUUUAAAUCCCUAGGAAGCAAAUCUUGUCCAGAAUUUGCAUGAUCCUUGUGCUGUUGUAUUUUAAUUUUGAUACCUUGAUUUGUGUUUUUGUGACUAUGUUGUAUUAUUAUCAAAUAAUCAUGUAUGUAAAAGUGUGUCUCAUUCAACUCA